This is a messenger RNA of Oncorhynchus masou masou (cherry salmon), 5466 nucleotides long. RefSeq names its product ribonuclease ZC3H12A-like. The transcript is spliced from 6 exons. The coding region runs from base 389 to 2437 and encodes 682 amino acids. Gene Ontology annotation, cellular component: nucleus; cytoplasmic ribonucleoprotein granule. Gene Ontology annotation, biological process: 3'-UTR-mediated mRNA destabilization. NCBI's taxonomy places the organism in Eukaryota, Metazoa, Chordata, Actinopteri, Salmoniformes, Salmonidae. The record is from RefSeq and is a predicted model, not a curated record. Gene Ontology annotation, molecular function: metal ion binding; mRNA binding; RNA endonuclease activity.
UCAAACAGGGGCGGUAGCCCUUGUGGUUAGAGCGUGGGGCCGAAAGGUUGCCGGAUCGAAUCCCCGAGCUGACAAGGUACAAAUCUCUCGUUCUUGCCCUGAACAAGGAAGUUGUUCCACGGUAGGUCGUCAUUGUAAAUAAGAAUGUGUUCUUAACCGACUUGCCGAGUUUUUAAUAAAUAAACGUGUGAAAAAAAGUAUAGCGAAACAAAACACGAUUUCCUUGUUCAGAGUUUGAAGCGUAUGACUGACGUCAUCGCCUCCAAUAUACUGUUGUAGCCUACUGUCCACCGUGAAACUGCUCAUAACAGAGCAAGAUAUUUCACAUGGAUAACAACACGAACAUGAAUGGCCGAAACUGUUGGACUAUAAAUUACUGGUGUGACAUAUGAGCACUGCCCGAAGAGAGAUGAACAUAGAAGUCUGUCCCAUCCCAAAGCUGUACCCAGUCGCAGAGGUCUUCCCAUGGAAUGAGUUCUCCUACACAGCCCGUCUGAGCCCCACAGAGCCCCACGAAACAGACGGAUGGCUCUCCGCUCUGCCUGCCUUCCACAAUCAUCAUCCACCCUAUCCCAUCUGUGAGAGAAUGCACCAGAGUGGCACCCAAUGCUCUGCUCCAGAGGUGAGUGGCAAGAACGCCACAGACCCUGGAGAGGCUCAGCUGGACUUCUACCGUAAACUGGGCUACUCCCCAGCGCAGGUCCAGACCGUGCUGCAGAAGUUUGGCCUGAACACAGACACUAACAGGAUUCUGGGGGAGCUGGUGCAGACUGGAGCCAGCCCAGAAGGGAUGGAGAAGGAGGGAGCCCCAACUACCAUGUCUGUCCUGAUUGCUAGAGGGGAGACCCUUAGUAGCCUGCCCCUCACCCCUCCACCAAUUUGGGAGGAUGCAGCCAGUGAGGAGGAAGAUGACCUGAAACCCAUAGUGAUCGAUGGGAGUAAUAUGGCUAUGAGCCACGGGAACAAGGAAGUGUUUUCCUGCCUGGGAAUCCAGCUGGCUGUGAACUUCUUCCUGGACAGGGGUCAUACUGAUAUCACUGUGUUUGUUCCCUCAUGGAGGAAGGAGCAGCCCAGACCAGAUGUCCCCAUCACAGAUCAACACAUUUUGCGUGAGCUGGAGAAAAAGAAAAUCAUGGUGUUCACCCCUUCGCGGCGUGUAGCGGGCAGACGUGUGGUCUGCUACGAUGAUCGCUUCAUCGUCAAGCUGGCGUACGAGUCAGACGGCGUCAUCGUAUCCAACGACACAUACCGUGACCUUCAGGGCGAGAGACAGGAGUGGAAGCGCUUCAUCGAGGAGAGGCUGCUCAUGUUCUCGUUCGUCAAUGACAAGUUCAUGCCCCCUGAUGACCCCCUGGGUCGCCAUGGUCCCACUCUGGAGAACUUUCUACGGAAGGUUCCUCGGUUACCACGCAAACAGCCAUGUCCUUACGGAAGGAAAUGCACUUAUGGAAUAAAGUGUAAAUUCUACCACCCGGAGCGAGUCAACCAAUCCAAUCGCUCUUUGGCUGACGAGCUGCGGGAGAAGGCCAAGCUGCCCUGGUCACAACAGAAACACCCCACCACAGGUCCUGGACUUGCCUAUGGCCUUUCCCUGGAGGAGCAGAUGGCUCAGAAACUGACCCUAGAACAGUGGAAUGGCUCCUUGAAGAAAGGCCUCACCAGUGAGAAUGUUCUCCUUCUCAAGGGAGGCCAUCGCUCCAGCUGGACGUCCCCAGCUAAGAAGGCCAGCACCAACCGACAUUCCCCGACUGACCUGGACUCGGCCCUGAACAGUGGCUCUCAAGAGAGGCUAGAUUCUGGGCUGGGCUCCUUCGAGAGCCAGGCAUCUGACCCCUCUAGAAACCACUGUGAUCACUACAGCAACGCUGGGUACAGGAACUGCCAGUCAAAGUCUGCCCCCAGUAUGAAACAACAACGCUAUUCUCUCCCUAGCGACCUGCCUUGUAGCUGCUGCUCCCAUGCUCCUCAGCCUUCAGGCCCCAGUGCAGGAUACCAACAACACCACAGCCCACACCACAGCAUGGGCCCAGCCAGCACCCACAACCCAGACAUGAUGACCUAUUACCCCCCUUGUUACGCCAACUAUGGAAUACCAAUGUAUCCAGUUAGUAUGCAUCAGUAUAGCCACCCCAGUGACUUCCAACAGCAGGGCAGGGUCCACCGUUCACAGCAGACCUUCUGGUCAGACCCGUUUGGGACUUAUCCUCAGACUCUCCAUUGCAUUGCUCAGGUGGAGCAGCAGAGACACUGGUCCCCUGCCCGGACACAGCCGAGCCCCCAUGGGGAGUGCAGGGAGAGGAAGGAUGUCAGGAAGAAGCUGCUGGCCAUCUUUAACGGCCGUCUGGUGGACAGGGCAAUGGACAUGUUCCCCCAUCUCAUGGACCCACAGAGACUGGCUGCUGAGAUCCUCACCCUGAGAUCCUCUCAGGGCCUGUGAUUGGCUCGUUGCUCUGAGAUGGAGGGAUUUGUAGUUUUUCAGUUGAAAGAGUUUCUCUUGAAAAAAUGUCCAAUCUACUAUAAAGAUCUGUGUUUCCACUUUAGGGAAUCAUUGAUCUUCCUACUGUAUUUCCUUUGCCAAAUGUGUUCUUGCUAAGUGUUUCAGGAACUAGGUCGCUUAUAUUGCCUCGAACAUAAAACCGGAGGCAAUUGAUUGUUGAUGCAAGUUGUAUCUAUUUAAUAAAUCUUUCUAGACCCUCGAGUGUAUUCGAUGGGUAAAAGUAAUGUAUUUGAGGAGCAAUAUUCUUACAGAAUGUAUGUACAGUGGAGCAAAAAAGUAUUUAGUCAGCCACCAAUUGUGCAAGUUCUCCCACUUAAAAAUAUGAGAGAGGCCUGUAAUUUUCAUCAUAGGCACACUUCAUCUAUGACAGACAAAUGAGAACAAAUUUUCCCAGAAAAUCACAUUGUAGGAUUUUUAAUGAAUUUAUUUGCAAAUUGUGGUGGAAAAUAAGUAUUUGAUCAAUAACAAAAGUCUCAAUACUUUGUUAUAUACCCUUUGUUGGCAAUGACAGAGGUCAAAUGUUUUCUGUAAGUCUUCACAAGGUUUUCACACACUGUUGCUGGUAUUUUGGCCCAUUCCUCCUUGCAGAUCUCUAGAGCAGUGAUGUUUUGGGGCUAUUGCUGGACAACAUGGACUUUCAACUCCCUUCUAUGGGGUUGAGAUCUGGAGACUGGCUAGGCCAUUCCAGGACCUUGAAAUGCUUCUUACGAAGCCACUCCUUCGUUGCCCGGGCGGUGUGUUUGGGAUCAUUGUCAUGCUGAAAGACCCAGCCACGUUUCAUCUUCAAUGCCCUUGCUGAUGGAAGGAGGUUUUCACUCAAAAUCUCACGAUACAUGGCCCCAUUCAUUCUUUCCUUUACACGGAUCAGUUGUCCUGGUCCCUUUGCAGAAAAACAGCCCCAAAGCAUGAUGUUUCCUCCCCCAUGCUUCACAGUAGGUAUGCUGUUCUUUAGAUGCAACUCAGCAUUCUUUAACCUCCAAACACGACGAGUUGAGUUUUUACCAAAAAGUUAUAUUUUGGUUUUAUCUGACCAUAUGCCAUUCUCCCAAUCUUCUUCUGGAUCAUCCAAAUGCUCUCUAGCCAACUUCAGACGGGCCUGGACAUGUACUGGCUUAAGCAGGGGGACACGUCUGGCACUGCAGGAUUUGAGUCCCUGGCGGCGUAGUGUGUUACUGUUGGUAGGCUUCGUUACUUUGGUCCCAGCUCUCUGCAGGUCAUUCACUAGGUCCCCCGUGUGGUUCUGGGAUUUUUGCUCACCGUUCUUGUGAUCAUUUUGACCCCACGGGGUGAGAUCUUGCGUGGAGCCCCAGAUCGAGGGAGAUUAUCAGUGGUCUUGUAUGUCUUCCAUUUCCUAAUAAUUGAUCCCACAGUUGAUUUCUUCAAACCAAGCUGCUUACCUAUUGCAGAUUCAGUCUUCCCAGCCUGGUGCAGGUCUACAAUUUUCUUUCUGGUGUCCUUUGACAGCUCUUUGGUCUUGGCCAUAGUGGAGUUUGGAGUGUGACUGUUUGAGGUUGUGGACAGGUGUCUUUUUUAUACUGAUAACAAGUUCAAACAGCUGCCAUUAAUACAGGUAACGAGUGGAGGACAGAGGAGCCUCUUAAAGAAGAAGUUACAGGUCUGUGAGAGCAAGAAAUCUUGCUUGUUUGUAGGUGACCAAAUACUUAUUUUCCACCAUAAUUUGCAAAUAAAUAAAUUUAAAAAUCCUACAAUGUGAUUUUCUUGGAGUUUGCCAAAAGGCACCUAAAGACUCUCAGACCAUGAGAAACAAUAUUCUCUGGUCUGAUGAAACCAAGAUUGAAGUCUUUAGCCUGAAUGCCAAGCUUAACGUCUGGAGGAAUCCUGGUACCAUCCCUACGGUGAAGCAUGGUGGUGGGAGCAUCAUGCUGUGGGGAUGUUUUUCAGUGGCAGGGACUGGGAGACUAGUCAGGAUCCAGAGAAUAAUGAAUGGAGUAAAGUACAGAGCGAUCAUUGAUGAAAACCUGCUCCAGAGCACUCAGGACCUCAGACUGGGGCGAAGGUUCACCUUCCAACAGGACAACAACCCUAAGCACAAUGCCAAGACAACGCAGGAGUGGCUUCGGGACAAGUCUCAAUGUCCUUAAGAGACCCAGCCAGAGCCUGGACUUGAACCCGAUCGAAUAUCUCUGGAGAGACCUGAAAAUAGCUGUGCAGUGACGCUCCCCAUCCAACCUGACAGAUCUUGAGAGGAUCUGCAGAGAAGAAUGGGAGAAACUCACCAAAUACAGGUGUGCCAAGCUUAUAGUGUCAUACCCAAAAACACUUGAGGCUGUAAUCACUGCCAAAGGUGAUUCAACAAAGUAGAGAGUAAACGGUUUGAAUACUGUUGUUAACAAUUUAUUUUUAAUAUAUUUGCAAAAAUUCUGAAACACUGUUUUUGCUUUGGCGUUGUCACAGAAUGUGGGGUCUGAAUACUUUCUGAAUGCACUAUGUGUGUUCAUUAGCUGCCAAGGGUGUUUUUUUCUUUUCUUCAGUGAGCAAUUAAUUUCAGUUUUUGUAUCAAGACGUGAGAUGGGUUAGAUCAUGCACAGUGUGACCAAGUAGCAACACAGAGACAUGUAUUGGUGAACAGCCAAAACAGAUGGAUCUGAUGUGGAGUAUCAGAAUUAAAUGUUAUAAAUUAGUCUGUGAAAGUUUCUCCCCAAAUGUUUAUAAUGUUUUAGACAAAGCUUUACAGAUGAAACAUGAUGUGACAAUGGAUAAUAUGUAGGAAAGUUAUUUUGUUUUGUCACAGUUUUGGUAGUGGUACUGAUAAGCUUUCAUCUUUUGGGGGAGUUGUAAGUCUUUCUACUGCAAAACUUCUGUUGUGACUCAUUGUGCUGGGAGCUGUUCAUACGUGCUAUUCACUGCUAUUAUUGCUGAUGGGAAAAUAUAAUAGUUAUUUUGAGAAUGAGGAAAUUCACCAAACUGCUGUUGUUUGUUUAAUAAAUUCAUGACUCAUUUUGAGGGAA